AUGUCUGUUUUACUUGUAUCCGCAGGAUAUGACCACACAAUUAGAUUUUGGGAAGCCUUAACAGGGGUUUGUUCGAGAACCAUUCAGCACACAGAUUCACAGGUUAAUAGGUUGGAAAUGACUUCUGAUAAAAGAUUUCUUGCUGCUGCUGGUAACUUACAUGUCAGGUUGUAUGAUAUUAGAUCAGCAAACCCUAACCCGGUUACUUCCUUUGAAGGUCAUAAAAAUAACAUCACUUCAAUAUCGUUUCACCAAGAUAAUAAAUGGAUGGUCAGUAGCAGUGAGGAUGGAACUAUUAAAGUUUGGGAUGUUAGAUCGCCAUCUGUCCAAAGAAAUUUUAAGCACAAUUCGCCUGUUAAUGAAGUGGUUAUACAUCCGAAUCAAGGUGAAUUAUUAUCAUGCGAUAGAGAUGGAAACAUUAAAGUCUGGGAUUUGGGCGAAAAUAAGUGCUCACAAGAAGUAACACCUGAAGAUGAUACACCUUUACAAACUCUAUCGAUUGCAGGUGAUGGAUCUCUAUUGGUUGCUGGUAAUAAUAAGGGGAGUUGUUAUGUUUGGAAAAUGCCCAAUUGCACGGAUGCCUCGGUAUUAACACCACUAACAAAAUUUAGGUCGCAUACAAAAUAUAUAACAAGAGUUUUAAUAUCGGCAGACUCAAAGCAUUUAGCCACGUGUUCUGCGGAUCACACUGCCAGAAUCUGGAGUAUAGAGAACAAUUUUGGAUUAGAAACUACCUUGGACGGACAUAAAAGAUGGGUUUGGGAUUGCGCGUUUAGUGCGGAUAGCGCUUAUUUACUAACGGGCAGUUCAGAUCAUUAUGUAAGGUUAUGGGACCUUUCGACAAAUGAAAUCGUUAGGCAAUAUAGUGGACACGAUAAGGGUGUGGUUUGUGUUGCAUUGAAUGACGUAUAG
Saccharomycodes ludwigii is the source of this 912-nucleotide messenger RNA. RefSeq names its product TOR complex subunit LST8 (gene LST8). The transcript has a single exon. Gene Ontology annotation, molecular function: protein binding. NCBI's taxonomy places the organism in Eukaryota, Fungi, Ascomycota, Saccharomycetes, Saccharomycodales, Saccharomycodaceae. Gene Ontology annotation, biological process: TOR signaling; regulation of actin cytoskeleton organization. Gene Ontology annotation, cellular component: TORC2 complex; TORC1 complex. Bases 1 to 912 code for a protein of 303 amino acids. The record is from RefSeq and is a predicted model, not a curated record.